Messenger RNA from Rhinolophus ferrumequinum (greater horseshoe bat), 3379 nucleotides. RefSeq names its product ribonucleoprotein, PTB binding 1 (gene RAVER1). Gene Ontology annotation, cellular component: cytosol. The record is from RefSeq and is a predicted model, not a curated record. Gene Ontology annotation, molecular function: mRNA binding. Lineage: Eukaryota; Metazoa; Chordata; Mammalia; Chiroptera; Rhinolophidae.
AAUAGGUGGACGCGCUCUCGUUGCCGCUCUAUGACGCUCCGCCCCGACUCGCUGGUCCCAGAAGGCGUCGGGUUUCCCAAGAUGGCGGCCGACGUGUCCGUUACUCACCGGCCCCCGCUGAGUCCGGAGGCUGGGGCCGAGGUUGAAGCCGACGAUGCCGCGGAGCGCCGAGCGCCCGAAGAAGAACUGCCGCCGCUAGAUCCAGAGGAGAUCAGGAAACGCUUGGAACACACCGAGCGCCAGUUCCGUAACCGCCGCAAGAUACUGAUCCGGGGCCUCCCGGGGGACGUGACCAACCAGGAAGUGCACGACCUGCUCAGCGACUAUGAGCUCAAGUACUGUUUUGUGGACAAAUACAAAGGGACAGCCUUCGUGACCCUGCUGAACGGGGAGCAGGCUGAGGCCGCCAUCAGCACCUUUCACCAGAGCCACCUGCGGGAGCGCGAGCUGUCGGUGCAGCUGCAGCCCACAGAUGCCCUGCUCUGCGUGGCCAACCUGCCCCCCAGCCUCACGCAGCAGCAGUUCGAGGAGCUGGUACGGCCCUUCGGCAGCCUGGAGCGCUGCUUCCUGGUCUACAGUGAGCGCACUGGCCACUCCAAGGGUUAUGGCUUCGCUGAGUACAUGAAGAAGGACUCAGCUGCCCGCGCCAAGUCGGACCUGUUGGGCAAGCCGCUGGGCCAACGCACCCUCUAUGUGCACUGGACAGAUGCGGGGCAGCUGACGCCCGCCCUGCUCCACUCCCGCUGCCUCUGUGUCGACCGUCUGCCGCCCGGCUUCAGUGAUGUGGAUGCCCUGUGCCGGGCGCUGUCAGCUGUCCACACACCCACCUUCUGCCAGCUGGCGUACGGCCAGGACGGGCAGCUGAAGGGCUUCGCUGUGCUGGAGUACGAGACGGCCGAGAUGGCUGAAGAGGCACAGCAGCGGGCAAAUGGCCUGGCCCUGGGGGGUAGCCACCUGCGUGUCUCCUUCUGCGCCCCCGGGCCCCCUGGUCGCAGCAUGCUGGCUGCGCUCAUCGCCGCCCAGGCCACGGUGAGGCCCUCAAUCGGGGGCAAAGGCCUCCUGCCUGAACCCAACAUCCUGCAGCUGCUCAACAACCUGGGGCCCUCUGCUUCUCUACAGCUUUUGCUCAACCCCCUGCUCCACAGCAAUGUGGGGGGCAAGCAGGGUCUCCUGGGUGCCCCCCCGGCCAUGCCACUGCUCACUGGGCCUGCCCUGUCCACGGCUCUACUGCAGCUGGCCCUGCAGACCCAGGGUCAGAAGAAGCCUGGGAUCCUGGGAGACUCUCCCCUCGGCACCCUCCAGCCUGGGGCUCAGCCAGCUAACCCCCUCCUUGGGGAGCUAUCUGCAGGGGGGGGCCUGCCGCCGGAGCUGCCACCUCGGCGAGGGAAGCCACCACCCUUGCUGCCGCCACUGCUUGGCCCCUCUGGGAGUGACCGGGAAACCAUGGGCCUGGGUCCCCCAGCAGCCCAGCUCACUCCACCCCCUUCCUCUGUUGGGCUCCUAGGCACUGGCCUCAGAGGCCUCCAGAAAGACAGUGGGCCUCUGCCAACACCCCCCGGGGUCUCACUGCUGGGGGAGCCCCCCAAGGACUUCCGGAUCCCCCUGAACCCGUACCUGAACCUACACAGCCUGCUCCCAGCCAGCAACCUGGCGGCCCCUGGAGGUGGUGGCAGCAGCAAAGCCUUCCAGCUCAAGUCUCGCUUGCUCAGCCCUCUCACCAGUGCCCGCCUGCCCCCUGAACCAGGGCUUCCUGACAGCUAUGGCUUCGACUACCCCUCCGACGUGGGACCUCGGCGGCUCUUCUCCCACCCACGGGAGCCAGCCCUUGGGCCUCAUGGACCCAGCCGACACAAAAUGUCUCCCCCACCCAGUGGCUUUGGCGAACGGAGUGGUGGGGGCAGUGGGGGACCCCUCUCUCACUUUUAUUCGGGCUCGCCCACUUCCUACUUCACCAGCGGUCUGCAGGCUGGCCUCAAGCAGAGCCACCUUAAUAAGGCGGUCAGUUCGUCCCCACUGAGCUCUGGAGAAGGGCUCUUGGGUCUCGGCCCUGGGCCCAACGGCCACAGCCACCUGCUGAAGACCCCACUAGGUGGCCAGAAACGCAGCUUUGCCCACCUGCUGCCCUCGCCGGAGCCCAGCCCAGAAGGUGGCUACGUGGGCCAGCACUCCCAGGGCCUUGGCGGCCACUAUGCAGAUUCCUACCUGAAGCGCAAGAGGAUUUUCUAAGGGUCCAGUGCCAGAGAUGCUCCAGAGCCUGCACCAAAUCGCUUUUGGGUUUUCUGGUGUUUUUGUAUUUUUUCUUUUUUUUUCCGGUAAUAGAAAAAUCUCUGAAAGACUUUGCUGACUGACCCAGCCAGAGCCCAAGGAGUAUGGGGGAGUCUAGGGGCCACUCUGCGUCUCUGGCCUGUUCCCGGCAUGGAAACCCUGUAGCCUUAAGAGGGAGAGAGCAGGCCGGGGCCCCUCUCUCCCCUUCCCUGUGUUCAACUACAUCUGCCUCUCUGGGAGUCCUCUCCUGCCUUGUCACUCCUGUAUCUGGCCUUUUGAGUGCCUUGGAGGUUUCCCUGUCCUCCCGUGAGGAUCAGAGACUGUCCCCUUUUUUUAAACUUUGACAAUUGACUUUGUUUCCUUUUCUAAUUUUUAUUAUUUUUUUAAACAAUCCAGGAUGAUCCCCAGCUCUUAAUUCCUGCAAGAUCCAGCAUGUCUGGGUCUUCAUUCCACACUUUUCGGCUCAGCCCUUUUCUCUCCCAUGUCUGCCACAGGCAUGGCUGUCUCCUGCCCCUGCCUGCCCACUAUGACCUGUGCUCCAGCUCUGGAUCCAUGCUCCCUGCCACAGUUCCCUCCGCCUUCUCAUGCCUUAAAGCUGGGCCCCAGGCCCGCUGGUCAGAGCCUCUGUGACGCUGAGCUCCAGAAGCUUGACUCAGGACCAAACGGCUCUGGCCUGGGGAUUGUGUUGGCAAACCAACCCUACCAUCCCUUCUUGCCAGGCCUAAACUAAGUGCCGAGACCGCUUUCUCUGCCAUCUUAAAACCAGUCCUGCUGUCCACCUGUGGAAGUAGGGCACUGUGCAUCUCACUGAGCCUCUGCUCACUCUCCCCAUGUUGAAAAUGAGCUCCUCCUCUUUAUCCCCAGGCCAGAACACCUGGAGCCGGCCUCCCUUUGGCCCAGUGGGGAAUCCACCUCCAUGCAGAUAAGCUCUGACCCUGCCCACCAGCAGGACCUGUUAUGCCUGAAGUCACCCUGAGCCCUGCCCCUGGCCGGCUGGGCUACCAGCUUCCCUCUCUUCUAUGUGUCCACAUCCACUUUGGGGGGCGGGGCGGCCUCUCCCCAAUUCUCACAGACCUUUGCUGAAUUAAAAUUUGUAAGUAAAAUUUUAAAGAAA